AUGCAAGCGAGGUUACUGGACCUGCAAGAACUGAAGGUGUUGGCCCACGAGCUGGGCCACGCCUUUAAGGAAAUGCUGCAAGAAGACGCCGACGCGUUUGUCAAGGAGCGGCCACUCGACUUCGACGAAACGUUUGCUCUCCUCAACGAGCACAUACUGCGGCAACCAGAAUUCUUGAUGAGCUUGUCGAAGCACAAAGACAAGAACAGCCCCCUAACCCUAGCGCAUGCAUCGAACUUGGGCUUCGACCUAUUGGAUUUACUGCAUCCCAAUUCUCUUUUUGUCGCUGCUGCAGUUGACUAUGCUGUCCAUACAUUGGACGCAGCAACAGCAACUACAGAUACCCUAGAGCGCACUAUCAAAGCUGCUAUUGAAGCGGCAUACUCGGGCGCUUUGGUGUGUUACGUAUUGGCUGAAGCAAGGGCUCUACGGAUACUGCAGCAGCUUGAGAAGCAGCACCUCCAGAAGCAGCACAAGGGAAACAGAGGGAAAAACUCGACCCGCAGCAACAAGGGGAUGGCAGCAGCCGAUCUUACGCCUGUUCGCUUUUCUCUUUUUCCCCUCCACCCGAAACAAGCUAUGAAGCCUCUCAUGGCUGACAUUGAUGCUACAGCAGCUACGCUGGUCAAUGCUUACUGCGAACCUAAACGCAUAUAA
Eimeria tenella is the source of this 657-nucleotide messenger RNA. RefSeq lists its product as uncharacterized. The record is from RefSeq and is a predicted model, not a curated record. The transcript is spliced from 6 exons. Lineage: Eukaryota; Apicomplexa; Conoidasida; Eucoccidiorida; Eimeriidae. The coding region runs from base 1 to 657 and encodes 218 amino acids. Gene Ontology annotation, molecular function: metalloendopeptidase activity. Gene Ontology annotation, biological process: proteolysis.